Molecule: messenger RNA, 468 nt
Organism: Phaethon lepturus (White-tailed tropicbird)
Lineage: Eukaryota; Metazoa; Chordata; Aves; Phaethontiformes; Phaethontidae
Product: protein farnesyltransferase subunit beta-like
Exons: 4
Biological process (GO): protein farnesylation
Cellular component (GO): protein farnesyltransferase complex
Molecular function (GO): protein farnesyltransferase activity
Source: RefSeq, a predicted model, not a curated record
UGGGUGACCAGCCGGCAGAUGCGCUUUGAGGGCGGCUUCCAGGGCCGCUGCAACAAGCUGGUGGAUGGCUGCUACUCCUUCUGGCAAGCUGGCCUCCUGCCCCUGCUCCACCGAGCCCUCCACGCCAGGGGCGACACAGCGCUCAGCAUGGAACACUGGAUGUUCGACCAGGCGGCACUGCAGGAAUACAUCCUCCUGUGCUGCCAGUGCCCGGCCGGGGGGCUGCUUGACAAGCCGGGCAAGUCCCGAGAUUUCUACCACACCUGCUACUGCCUGAGCGGGCUGGCCAUUGCCCAGCACUUUGGCAGCGGUGACCUCCAUCACCAGGUGGUCCUGGGCAGCCCCAAAAACCUCCUGCAGGCCACGCACCCCGUCUACAACAUCACCCCGGACAGGGUGGUAAGAGCGGUGAUGUACUUCUUGCAGCAGCCUGUGCCCUGUCUAGAGCCGGUGGACGCUGCUGACUAG